Molecule: messenger RNA, 1635 nt
Organism: Cucurbitaria berberidis CBS 394.84
Lineage: Eukaryota; Fungi; Ascomycota; Dothideomycetes; Pleosporales; Cucurbitariaceae
Product: ornithine carbamoyltransferase
Exons: 2
Coding region: 86-1162 (358 amino acids)
Biological process (GO): L-citrulline biosynthetic process
Cellular component (GO): mitochondrion
Molecular function (GO): amino acid binding; ornithine carbamoyltransferase activity
Source: RefSeq, a predicted model, not a curated record
GGCGUAUGACUCUUCCGCAGGCCAGUGAAGCUAGAUCGAGGCUUCUAUUCACUUGAUCAAGCUUCUGCCCAGCAAUUGAAUCACUAUGCCGUUCUUUCGACCCUCGACCGCCGCUUUGCGAAGCUUGCGCCGCUGCUACUCGACCUCGCCAGCUGCUCCUCCUACGUCUCCAUUCGCGCCUCGAAGCCUGCUCUCCAUAGCUGACCUCACCCCCGCUGAGCUCACUACUCUCGUCCGAAAUGCACAACAACACAAGACGGCAAUCAAGUCGGGGACUGGAGAGAUCCCACACUCUCUCCGCGCGGCAUUGGCAGGGAAGACCGUCGCAAUGACCUUCAGCAAGCGGAGUACGCGCACGAGGGUGUCGACGGAAGGUGCUAUUGCGAUGCUGGGAGGCUCACCCAUGUUCUUGGGCAAGGACGAUAUACAAUUAGGUGUUAACGAGUCCCUCUACGACACAGCCCUUGUCCUCUCCAGUAUGACGGCUGCCAUUGUCGCCCGUGUAGGCCCGCACUCUGACGUCGCGGAGCUCGCAAAGCACUCGACAGUCCCCGUCAUCAACGCACUCUCCGACCUAUACCACCCGCUCCAGAUCAUCGCCGAUUUCUUAACAAUAGCGGAGAUCAAUCCUUCAACGUCUUCCUCUUCUCUGGGCCUCGAAGGCUUGAAGAUUGCAUGGAUUGGCGACGCGAACAAUGUCCUGUUUGACCUUGCCAUUGGCGCAACAAAAUUAGGAGUAGACAUCUCAGUGGCAACACCAAAGGGCUAUGGGAUUCCCGCAGAGAUGCGUAGCGUCAUCGAACAUGCUGCACAAACUUCGCCUAGGGCUGGAAGACUCUUCGAAACCACCGUCCCCGAAGAGGCCAUCAAGAAUGCCGACAUUCUCGUAACAGACACCUGGGUAUCAAUGGGUCAGGAAGAGGAGUCGGCGAGGCGACUCAAAGCCUUCCAAGGUUUCCAAAUCACGUCCGAGCUCGCAAAACGCGGAGGCGCAAAGGAUAGCUGGUCAUUCAUGCACUGCUUACCUCGCCAUCCAGAGGAAGUCAGCGAUGAGGUCUUCUAUGGCCCUAGGUCAGUGGUCUUUAGGGAGGCUGAGAACAGGUUGUGGUCUGCCAUAUCUGCCCUAGAAGCCUUCGUGGUCAACAAGGGUAAGAUACAGUGACUAGAUCCGUGGUUCGAGUAGCAAUACUUGUCUUGGGGACUAUACUAAUGCACUGGUUUCAUGGAGCUUGGCUCGGUUAGCUGGAAGCUCCAGUAGUAGACCAUGGACCUUCGAGGAGAUGCACAUGCGAGCAGGAACAUGGAAUAUCAAAACUGUAUCAAGAAUUGAAAACAGUGGGUAUUUUAUUGAUGUAUGUCGAAGAUGGAGUACUGUGAUCAUUUCGAGCCGCCAUAAGAGGCCAUGCCAUGCGGCUCUCCCCCUUGGCCUUCUGGCGUGGGGUCGUGGUGCCGGAUCCGGUCGAUCCUGUGGAUACGUGGACACCAUUGCGAUGGUCUUCGGAUGAGCUUCCUAACAUGACUUUAGCGUGCCAUUGCUGGAGAUGUUGAGAAUCCAACAUGCGCUCUUCGACCCUGAGCGCGGCCGUGAAACGGGCAAGUCAGCUCAUAUAUCAAUGCUACAAAAUAUAACACAAG